Molecule: messenger RNA, 453 nt
Organism: Anopheles marshallii
Lineage: Eukaryota; Metazoa; Arthropoda; Insecta; Diptera; Culicidae
Gene: Rpb8
Product: DNA-directed RNA polymerases I, II, and III subunit RPABC3
Exons: 2
Coding region: 1-453 (150 amino acids)
Biological process (GO): DNA-templated transcription
Cellular component (GO): RNA polymerase II, core complex; RNA polymerase I complex; RNA polymerase III complex
Molecular function (GO): DNA-directed RNA polymerase activity
Source: RefSeq, a predicted model, not a curated record
AUGUCUGGGAUACUGUUCGAAGAUAUUUUCAACGUUAAAGACAUGGAUCCCGAGGGGAAAAAGUUUGACCGAGUCAGUCGACUGCACUGUGAAUCAGAAUCAUUCAAAAUGGACCUUAUACUGGACAUCAACUCUUGGAUUUAUCCAUUUGAAUUGGGAGACAAAUUUCGGCUGGUUCUAGCGACCACACUGCACGAAGACGGCACGGCUGGUAGCAUGGAGUACAAUGCAGCGGAAAUAGAGGGAUCGCGUGCCGACAGUUUCGAAUAUGUAAUGUUCGGGAAAGUGUACAGGAUCGAGGGGGAUGACUCACAGACGGAAUCCUCCAACAGGUUGUCCGCCUACGUUUCGUUCGGAGGUCUAUUGAUGCGGUUACAAGGAGAUGCCAACAAUUUGCAUGGUUUCGAGAUCGAUCAGUACAUGUUUCUGCUGAUGAAGAAGCUCGCGUUUUAG